UUUAGGACCCCGUGAAGCCGCCGGUAGUUUUGGUCAAAUGUUACACAAGCAUAGGUGGACUGAGACGGUUGCAUUUGAUAAAUCACUCGUGCGGAGUUUGUAGUGAAAACUGUAGGACGAGACCAUGGACAGGACGGUUAGCCUUCCCAGUCGGCCUGACAAAACCAGCACAGCGACUCUGGUCGAGAGCAGCAGCGCCCCCAGCGGGUUGGAACUGGUCAGCUCCUACCAGACCAACAGAGUCGGGGACCCCACGGACCUGGUGGCCCUGGCAGCACAAGUACAGAAGGGAGAUGAUUUCAUUAAAGCCAACGCUUGCAACAAACUGACAGUUAUCGCCGAUCAGAUCAGAUACCUACAGGAACAGGCGAGAAAGGUUUUAGAAGAGGCUAAAAGAGAUUCUGACCUCCACCACGCUGCCUGUAACAUAGUGAAAAAACCAGGCAACAUGUACUACCUCUACCAGCGGCCAUCUGGACAGAAAUACUUCUCCAUCAUCUCUCCUAAGGAAUGGGGCCCAAGUUGCCCUCACUCAUUUGUCGGUGCAUUCAAACUACAACAUGACAUGUCCUGGACCCCUGUGGACGAGGUGGAGAAGAGGGACGCUGAGAUCGCCAUCAUGGACAAACUCCUCAGCCAGCAGACUGCCCUACCACCUUACACAGAACCCAACUUCAAGGGCCUUUCUGAUUAAAGGACUGCUGAAACUGGAAUGAAUGGAGGACUGGGAUUUUAUAAAGGACAUAUGGUGGAGACUAACUCUGCUCUUAAUGGACACCAGUUGAACUGAGAAAAAUCCAUACAUGGAUUGGCAUCACUGAUAUCAAAGUGUCACAGUGUUUCAGUGACUUCCAUGUACUGCCUUAAGUGUACAAUGCAUUACUACAAGUUUGUGUUCCUAUAUAGUGGCAAACUCAAGGAUCAUUUUUUAUUUUGUCUUUUAUUUGUAGCCAAUGAGAUGUCAAUUGUUUUGACUGUACGUGGUAAAUAAAUUACAAAAUAUUAAGUUUUCAGACAUUUGUUUUAAUUUCAGGUCA
This is a messenger RNA of Xiphias gladius (swordfish), 1037 nucleotides long. It is a transcript of the gene c21h1orf50, whose product is annotated as chromosome 21 C1orf50 homolog. The transcript is spliced from 5 exons. Lineage: Eukaryota; Metazoa; Chordata; Actinopteri; Istiophoriformes; Xiphiidae. The coding region runs from base 125 to 694 and encodes 189 amino acids. The record is from RefSeq and is a predicted model, not a curated record.